GGGCACCCUUGGCACCCGGGCACCCUUGGCACUCCUGCAGCCUUGCACCGCUGCAGCCGGGCACCCUUGGCACCCGGGCACCCUUGGCACCCGGGCUCCCUUGGCACCCCUGCAGCCUUGCACCGCUGCAGCCGGGCACCCUUGGCACCCGGGCACCCUUGGCACUCCUGCAGCCUUGCACCGCUACAUCCUUGCACCCCUGCAGCCGGGCACCCUUGGCACCCAGGCACCCUUCGCACCCUGCAUCCUUGCACGCCUGCAGCCGGGCUCCCUUCACACCCCUGCAGCCUUGGACCCCUGCAGCCGGGCACCCUUGGGCCGCCGCUGUGCCCCCCCCACCCCACGGGACCCCCCGCGGGCGCCGGGGCAGCAGGGCGCGGCGCGGGCGGCAGCUGCUUUCCGGUGAGCCGUGCAGGGUUGCGCAGCUGCCAGGUUCUGGUCCCUGCCGCGCUAAUCCCCCCCCGCCCGGAUUACGCAGGGAGCGGCAGCCCCAGCACCACCGUUAACCCCGGCGCGGCAGUGCCGUGCCGUGCCGUGCCAUGCCGUGCCAUGCUGCACUGUGCUGUGCUACGCUGCACCACAGUGCAUUGCACUGUGCCGUGCUGUGCCGUGCCAGGCUGCACUGUGCCGUGUGCCAUGCUUUGCUGUGCCACGGUGCAUUGCACCGUGCCGUGCCAGGCUGCACCAGGCCAGGCUGCACCGUGCCGUGCACCAUGCUUUGCCGUGCCAUAGUGCAUUGCACUGUGCUGAGCCGUGCUGGGCUGCACCGUGCCAUGCCACACCAUGCAGUGCACCCAACUUUGCUGUGCCACGGUGCACUGCACUAUGCCAGGCCACACCAUGCCAGGUUGCACCGUGCCGUGCACCGCACUGUGCCGUGCUCUGCCGUGUCACAGUGCACUGAGCCGUGCCAGGCCGCACCGUGCCAGGCUGCACCGUGCCAUGUGCCGUGUGCCGUGUGCCGAGCUCUGCUGUGUCACAGUGCACUGCACCGUGCCAGGCCGCUCCGUGCCGUGUGCCGAGCUCUGCUGUGUCAUGGUGCACUGAGCCGUGCCAGGCCGCACCGUGCCGUGUGCCAUGCUUUGCUGUGCCACGCUGCACUGAGCCGUGCCGUGCCACGCCGUGCCGUGCCGUGCCAUGCCGCACCGGUUCCCCGGCCCAGGGCGCCGCGGGGGCGGGGGCCGGGGGCUCCGGGGAAGAGCCGGGCUCCCCGGAGCGGCUCCUUUCCAGAAAGCUCCGGGGUGGCGCGAGGCCGCAGGGUGACUUUGCACCUUGCUGUUUACCCGGCACUUAUGCAACCGGGGGGCCGGGCCGGCACCGGCGCCGGUACUUAGGGCAGGGAGGGCGGCGGCACCGGCACCAGCACCGGCGCGAUGGAGCUCGGCGGUGCCGUCACCCUCGUCCUGGCCUUCUGCCUCUCCUACCUGCUCUUCCUCAGCCUCUGGGGGAGGAAGGGCGCCCGGGGCCGGCUGCCGCCGGGGCCGCCGCCGCUGCCGCUCCUGGGCAACCUGCUGCAGCUCUCCACCUCCGAGACCGUCCGGUCCCUGGAGAAGCUGUGCACCAAGUACGGCCCCGUGUUCACCGUGUACUUCGGCCCCAAGCCCGUGGUGGUGCUGUGCGGCCACGCGGCCGUGCGCGAGGCGCUCGUGGAGCAGGCCGAGGCCUUCGGCGGCCGAGCCCAGAUGAUGAUGCUGGACCGCACCUUCCGGGCGCACGGGGUGGUCUUCGCCAACGGCGAGCGCUGGCGGCAGCUGCGGCGCUUCUCCCUCACCGUCCUGCGGGACUUCGGCAUGGGCAAGCGCAGCAUCGAGGAGCGCAUCCAGGAGGAGGCACAGUUCCUGCUGCAGGAGCUGCACGCCACGAAAGCGCAGCCCUUCGACCCCACGUACUUCCUGAGCCGCGCCGUCUCCAACGUCAUCUGCUCCAUCGUCUUCGGGAACCGCUUCGACUACACGGACGAGGAGUUACUGUCCCUGCUGCAGAUCAUGAACGAAGUCUUCCGGGAGAUAAGCACGCCCUGGGCGCAGUUCUACGACAUGAACGGGACCUUCCUCAAGUACCUGCCCGGCCCCCACACGAAGAUCUACUACAUGCUGCAGAAGAUGCGGCGCUUCGUGGCCAGGCGGGUGCAGAAGAACCGGGAGACGCUCGACGCCAGCCUGCCCCGCGACUUCAUCGACUCCUUCCUCGUGCAGAUGGAGAAGGAGAAGGACAACCCGGCCUCGGAGUUCACCCUCGAGAACCUGGAGCUCACCACGCUCAACCUGUUCUUCGCCGGCACGGAGACCGUGAGCUCCACGCUGCGCUUCGGCUUCCUGCUGCUCAUGAAGCACCCGGCGGUGCAGGAGAAGCUGCACGCGGAGAUCGACCAGGUGAUCGGGCGCGAGCGCCCGCCCGCCAUCAAGGACCGCGGCCGCAUGCCCUACACGGACGCCGUCAUCCACGAGGUGCAGCGCUUCAGCGACCUGCUGCCCAUGAACGUGCCGCACACGGUCACCCGCGACACGCUCUUCCGCGGCUACGUCAUCCCCAAGGACACCGAGGUCUUCCCCUUGCUCAGCACCGUCCUGCAUGACCCCACCAUGUACAAGGACCCGCAGAGCUUCAACCCCGAGAACUUCCUGGACGUGAGCGGGAGCUUCGCCAAGAACGACGCCUUCGUGCCCUUCUCCUCAGGCAAGCGGAUCUGCCUGGGCGAGGCACUGGCCCGCAUGGAGCUCUUCCUCUUCCUCACCACCAUCCUGCAGAGCUUCCGGCUGGAGCCGCUGGUGCCGCCGGAAAAGCUCGACACGGCGCCGCGCCUGAGCGGCUUCGCCAGCAUCCCGCCGCUCUACGAGCUCCGCAUGGGCACCGACGUCCUGCCCGUGCCGGGCUCGGUGCUGCGCGACCCCCGGCACUUCAGCCGCCCCGAGGGGUUCGAGCCUGGGCGCUUCCUGGGCGCCGCCGGGCGCUUCAAGAGGAACGAGGCCUUCGUGUGCCCUUCUCGUGGAGCAGUCGCAGACGGGGCAUCGCCGCCGGCAGCAGGCAUGGAGCUGCCCGACGCCAGCACCCUGCUGCUGCUGGCCCUGCUGCUGCUGCUGCUGGCCCUCUGGAGCAGGCGGCCGCGGGGCCGGAGGCUGCCGCCGGGGCCGCUGGCCCUGCCCCUCAUCGGCAACCUGCUGCAGCUGUGGGUCACCGACACCUGCAAGGCGUUUCGCAAGCUCAGCAAGCGCUACGGGCCCGUGUUCCUGCUCUACUUCGGCUCCGAGCCCGUCGUGGUGCUCUUCGGCUACGACGUGGUGCGGGAGGUGCUGGUGAGCCGCAGCGAGGAGUUCACGGACCGCGGCAGCUUCCCCACCGCCGCGAAGAUCAGCAAGCACCUGGGUCUCCUCAUGAGCAGCGGGGAGACGUGGCUGCGCACCCGCCGCUUCGCCCUCUCCACCCUGCGCGACUUCGGCAUGGGCCGCCGCGGCGUCGAGGAGAACGUGCAGGAGGAGACGGGGCUGCUGCUGCGGGAGCUCGCCCGGAGCGGGGGGCAGCCCCUCAACCCCAGCGUGCUGCUGAGCGCCGCCAUGGGCAACGCCAUCAGCCGCAUCCUCUUCGGCAAGCGCUUCGACUACCACGACCCGGAGUACCUGCACGUCCUCCGGCUGAUCGCGGAGAGCAACGUCCUGGAGAGCUCUGCUGCCGGGCAGCUCUACAACAUGCUGCCCGGCAUCAUGGAGCGGCUGCCCGGCCCCCACCAGACCUACUUCCGGAACGCCGCCGUGGUCCAGGACUUCCUGGCCAGGAAGAUCGGGGAGCACGAGGGCAUCUCAGACUUCGACACCCCCUGUGACUUCACGGACGCCUUCCUGCGCAAGAUCAAGCAGGAGAAGGGGAAUCCCGACACGGUCUUCACGCGGGAGAACAUGAUGGCGACGCUGUUCGACAUGUUCCUGGCCGGCACCGAGAGCACCAGCACGUCCGUGUGCUACUGCCUGGCGCUGCUGCUGGAGCACCCGGCGGUGGCAGCCCGGGUGCAGGAGGAGAUCGAGCGGGUGGUGGGGCAGGAGCGGGCGCCCACCCUGCGCGACCGGGCGGCCAUGCCCUACACCGACGCCGUCAUCCACGAGGCCCAGCGCUGCCUGGACUUGGUCCCGCUGGGCUUCAUCCGCACCGUGCGCCAGGACACGACGCUCCGCGGCUUCACCAUCCCCAAGGGCUGCACCAUCUACCCGGUGCUGAGCUCGGCGCUGCAGGACCCGCAGCAGUUCAGGAACCCCGAGGCCUUCGACCCCGGGCACUUCCUCGACGAGAACGGCGCCUUCAAGAAGAGCGACGCCUUCAUGCCCUUCUCGGCAGGGAAGCGCAUGUGCGUGGGGGAGAGCCUGGCGCGGGCGCAGCUCUUCCUCUUCCUCACCGCCAUCAUGCAGCGCUUCCGGCUGCAGCGCGCGCCCGGCGCCGGCCCCACCGACCUGCGCCCCCUCGUCAGCGGCAUCCUCAACCUGCCCCGGCCCCUGGAGCUCUGCUUCUGCCCGCGCUGAGCGGCCCCGGCCGCGCCGCCCGCCGCCACCUGAAGGGCUUCUGCCGCGUGCAUCGGUGUCUAAAGUGCUUUUGCCACAUG
Rhea pennata is the source of this 4585-nucleotide messenger RNA. RefSeq lists its product as uncharacterized. The coding region runs from base 1374 to 4505 and encodes 1043 amino acids. Gene Ontology annotation, cellular component: cytoplasm; intracellular membrane-bounded organelle. NCBI's taxonomy places the organism in Eukaryota, Metazoa, Chordata, Aves, Rheiformes, Rheidae. The transcript is spliced from 19 exons. Gene Ontology annotation, biological process: epoxygenase P450 pathway; xenobiotic metabolic process. Gene Ontology annotation, molecular function: heme binding; arachidonate epoxygenase activity; oxidoreductase activity, acting on paired donors, with incorporation or reduction of molecular oxygen, reduced flavin or flavoprotein as one donor, and incorporation of one atom of oxygen. The record is from RefSeq and is a predicted model, not a curated record.